CAGGAAGUAGCACUAGCAGGCUGUUGCAGUGAAACGAUCCGGAACUGUGUAGAAGAAUUGAAACUGUGAUUAUGAUGAGGCGAAAUUCUGUUUCUGUAUAUAAUAUUAUGCUUCUAGAGUGUUGACAUGCUUUUAUAAGAACGCGUUGUUGUUGUUAUAACCAAUUUGUUUGUGAAACAGCACUUAAAUAAGGCUAUUAGUCAGGAACCUGACAGAAACUUUACAUUUUCGUCGUCAAUCAUAGUCUCACUUUGUACAUGACAUUUUAACAUCAUGGCACCAAAGAAAUACACUUUACCCCGUCCACUUCCAGAAGGAUACAUUUUAACAGAUUCAGAAAAGAAGAGUUGGCGCAUCGGUAAAAUCAUUGGAAAAGGUGGUUUUGGACUGAUUUACUUGGCCUCUCGGGAUGUGAAUGUCCCUGUUCGCGAUGACACUGAUUUUGUGAUCAAAGUGGAAUAUCAUGAAAAUGGACCUUUAUUCUCAGAAUUGAAAUUUUACCAACGAGCAGCAAAGCCAGAUACUAUGAACAAAUGGAAGAAGUCCAAAAAGCUGGAGUUUUUGGGGAUUCCAACUUACUGGGGGUCUGGACUGACUGAAAGUAACGGAACAAGGUACAGGUUUAUGGUGAUGGACCAUCUGGGUACAGACCUGCAGAAGGUGUUUAUGGAGAAUGGUGGACAUUUGAAGAAGACUACUGUGCUACAGUUGGGUGUUCUCAUGCUGGAUGUGCUGGAAUAUAUUCAUGACAAUGAGUACGUCCAUGCUGACAUUAAGGCUGCCAAUCUAUUAUUGGGACACAAAGAUCCAAGCAAGGUGUACUUGGCUGACUAUGGUCUCUCAUACAGAUACUGUCCUAAUGGUGAACAUAAAGAGUACAAAGAGAACCCCAAGAAAGGACACAAUGGCACUAUUGAGUAUACAAGCAUUGACGCUCACAAAGGAGUAGCCCCAUCCAGACGAGGAGACUUGGAGGUGUUGGGCUACUGCUUGCUUCACUGGCAGUGUGGAACUCUGCCCUGGCUCUCAUCUCUUAAGAACCCAGCUGAGGUCCAGGAGGCCAAGGCCAAGCUGAUGUCUAACCUGCCAGAUUCUGUCGUGAUCAUGUCCACCUCCGGCUCCAGCACGGAGAUUACCAGGUACCUGUCCAUUGUGAAAAACCUUGGCUACAAUGAAAAGCCAGACUACCAGGCCCUCAGGAAGAUUCUGUCAGUGGCCGGGCCGCAAGGCCCAUUGGACUUCUCUAGGCCGAGACCGUCGGAGACAGCCAGGCCAGCCACACAAAGGGCUGCAAGCCAGCCCAAGACUACUGAGAAAAAAACAACAAGAUCAAAGCCUGUUGAUGAAGCCAAAGAUGAUGAGGAAGAGUUGGGCAGGUCAACACCAAACAAAGUUCGGAGCAAGACAAAACGAGAGACACACAAACCGAGACCAAACAAAGCAGACAUGGCUGCUAAAGGAAGCAUCAGACAAAGGCCUAUGCCUUAUCAAAGUGAUGAGGACAUCAGUGAUGAAGAUGAGCCCCUCCCUCCGCGAGUUCAUCCUAGAACAAGAGCAGGAGCCAGACAGAGACAGGAAUUUGAACAAGAAAAGAGGAACUCAGAUGUUUAUGAGGGCAAGACCCGGAUGACCAUGAGGGGAAGACAAAACCAUCACUACGAGAACCGGCAAACACAUGCUCUGAGUCUAAAAGAUGACCAUACAGUACUCAGCAGUGAAGUCGACUACUGGGGGAACUACAGCAGGAAACACAGCUGGAAUCAGAACCAGUGGGAAGAAACGGAUUAUGAAGGAAACCAAUGGGGAAGUGAUGUUUGUGGACAGGAAGAUGAAUGGACUCGGUACCAUUACAGAGAAGGAGAUGGUUUUGGGAAAUCAGAAAAUCAGGGUAAAUGGCCAAUCAAAAGAAUGUUGAUCUUCCUUGUUGUCAUGAUACUGACUGUUGUUGGUUGUUGGUAUUACCCUCACUGGAGCCGUAACACCACAUGACUGUUGUUAAGCAUUUCCUGUGACCAUUUUCACAGUGAUGGGCUGGGAAAAAAACAAAACAAAUUAGCAUGAAUUAUUUUUCAGUCAUUUUUUGCACUAGACACAUGAGCUAUAAGUUUUAACAAAUGUAUUUGUGGAUUUAAAUAAAGUGAUUUUUUUUAUGGUG
Molecule: messenger RNA, 2155 nt
Organism: Sinocyclocheilus rhinocerous
Lineage: Eukaryota; Metazoa; Chordata; Actinopteri; Cypriniformes; Cyprinidae
Product: serine/threonine-protein kinase VRK1-like
Exons: 13
Coding region: 274-1989 (571 amino acids)
Biological process (GO): protein phosphorylation
Molecular function (GO): ATP binding; protein kinase activity
Source: RefSeq, a predicted model, not a curated record